ACACGCCAUUUUUAAAGUAAAAUACCCAGCAUAGAAAGUAAAAAAUCAAAAGAUUAAAAUAUGGCUUUUCGUAAAGUUGAGUUGUACAUAGAGACUAAUGAUGUAAAUAGUUUUGACGAAAAGCUUCUCUUAUAUUUUAAUCUUUUUAUUUUUCACCGUCUAUGCUUGGUAUUUUACUUUUAAUAACUUGUUUUGUUUUAGAUGUUAAAUCGACAAGAAGACCUUUCCCACCAACCUCUUUUCCCAGAACAUGUGGUAAAUCGACAAUUCAACUCGGCCGUGUUGUAGGUGGUCAAAAUGCCAAACCUGGUGCCUGGCCAUGGAAUGCGUUGAUCAGAUAUAAUGGCAUUUUUUUAUGUGGUGGUGUUUUAAUAUCUCCUAACUGGGUUGUUACUGCUGCGCAUUGUACAGAUGGUUAUGCAAGGGACGGAUUCCAAGUAGUGCUAGGAGACCACAAUCGCAAAACUCACGAUAUUGGUGAACAAACAUUUAAAGUGACGAAAAAGAUUCGUCAUCAUAGAUACGACCAGCCAACUAUCUUCAACAACGACAUCGCUAUAAUGAAAUUGGACAAACCAGCAAUGUUUACUCGGCAUGUUCAACCGGUGUGUUUGCCUCGGCAGAACGAAGUUGUUGAUGUUGGAAAGCUUUGCUUCGUUACAGGCUGGGGAAGAACUUUGCGUGCUGCUCAAACUUCACACAUAUUGCAACAAGCUCCCUUAAGAAUCCUCAGUUUCUCUGAUUGCUGGAGAAAAAACAUGAAAAUUGCAUCAAUCACAGAUGAAAUGAUAUGCGCUGCAAAUAUAAAGCCAUCGCUUACUAAUCAUUCCGCUUGCCAUGGUGAUUCAGGCGGUCCACUAGUGUGUAGAUACACGGAUGGUGCGUGGGAGUUACAAGGGAUUGUAAGUUGGGGUUCUGCAACCUGUAACACAACCGAUGCCUACACGGUAUUUGCACGCGUUUCUAAGUUCCGUUCUUGGAUCGAUAAUAUUAUUAAACAAGUGAAGACAGUCAUUAUUUAAGAGCUGCACACUUGUAAUAAAUUUAGACACUUUUCGGCAGUACUUCAGACGCAGUAAUAUAAUUGUAAUUUCCUGUCUGAGACUUAUUGUGCAGUAACAACAAUUAAGAACUUUCUCCGUUCUUACUAUUAAAGGAUUAGAGAUAGUAGAAAAUGUAUUUCUUCGUAUUAUCAUUUGUAGUUAAAAUAAAUUAUCAAAAAAUUGUACCAUCAUUCCGUUGAUUGCUAAUUAACAGUCUUAAUGAGUGAGUAGAGAUUAGCUAUAAGUAGCUAUGUCUCUUUCAUAUGCUACUCCUUUUUUUGUUAAGUUAUAGCUGUAUAUCCUUUAAGCUGGGUUUAUGUUGAUUGAUUAAUCUUAACAGGUUGGAUCCAGAAUUUUUUUAAGUAUAGGCUCAA
Messenger RNA from Hydractinia symbiolongicarpus, 1417 nucleotides. Its product is annotated as chymotrypsin B-like. The record is from RefSeq and is a predicted model, not a curated record. NCBI's taxonomy places the organism in Eukaryota, Metazoa, Cnidaria, Hydrozoa, Anthoathecata, Hydractiniidae. Bases 162 to 1022 code for a protein of 286 amino acids. Gene Ontology annotation, molecular function: serine-type endopeptidase activity. The transcript is spliced from 4 exons. Gene Ontology annotation, biological process: proteolysis.